Messenger RNA from Tigriopus californicus, 2435 nucleotides. RefSeq lists its product as uncharacterized. NCBI's taxonomy places the organism in Eukaryota, Metazoa, Arthropoda, Copepoda, Harpacticoida, Harpacticidae. The transcript is spliced from 4 exons. Bases 370 to 2169 code for a protein of 599 amino acids. The record is from RefSeq and is a predicted model, not a curated record.
CAGGCAGUGACCAAGGGACGAGACUCGAGGAUGUUCCUGUCCUUGUCGAGGAAACACUUUCCUCAUGGAUGGCGAACCAGAUAUCAAUCUUCGUACCUCGGUGGUUCCUCAGCAUAAUCACACACACAGACAAGCACACACAGACACACACACACAUUCACACAGACACGUUUAUUAAUUGCUCGGUGAACACAAUACCGAACAACCACUGCGCAACUUCAUGGACGUUGUAAAAAAAUCCAAAGAGUGCUUGGGAUCGGUGUUUCUCGACGAACUUGCGAAUCCCCUUGCAAGAAGGAGAAUGCUUUUUGGGAGCUGGCUUAACAACCCCUCUUAAGAGCCAAACAACCCCACCAAGUUCAUGUCACCAUGAAGAUGAGACUCUUGACGUUUUUAUCAUCGUAUUCGAGCUUUAUCUUCUUGCUCACAAAUGCUUUCAUUCUCACCCCACGUUUACAACAACGGGCAUUGGAGGUGGAAGUUGUAAAAUCUCCUUCCUCUUCGCCUACCUCGUCGGGAUCGGUCUUAGUCAAAUCUUUGGGACAAAGACAAGGGAUCGUGCAAGGACAAAGAGGAGCCUCCUUCCAAUUGGAACCAACACAGAGCGACUACGGCGACAGUAGACAAGUCGAAGACAUCUCAGUUGACAAUCUGGUAAUCAGCCGAGAUCUCCCCGGGGUCCACGACGACAAAGAUGACAGGUUUCACCCUGAGGGACGUGAAAUUUACGGGGGUGCUGUGGUGUCUCCUCAUGGAAUAUCGGGCAUCAGGGAACUUCGACGACAUGUUUUCCCCUCCACGAUUGAUGAUGAUUAUGAAUAUGAUGAUGAUGAUGAUGAUCUUCGUGACGAAGAUGGCCAGCAAACCCGGGGCCAAUCGGGCGAAUCUGUUGCAGCUCUCCCAAAGAAGUCGUUGUUCCACUUGAACGAGGCUAAAUGGACGGUCAAACAGACACCCUCAUCCUUUUCCAUGGAGCUUGUUCAUCCAUCAAAGCCAUCGUUGACAACAACGGAUGACAAAGCCUCAAAACGAGACAAGAGACAGCAUGCCUCUCUGUAUUAUCCACAAGAGCUCAACUACCUGGCCAAUCUUCCCAAAUAUCAGAAGAUCCCAGGCCGACCACGAUUACCCUUUCAUCCAUUGCCACCCGCCACACAUCACGGUCCCACGGUCAGUCCCAAUGUCAUUCGCGAGCUUCCGCCCAUCUAUUACGGUCCCCGCUCUACCCAAAGCCCGGUGAAGCACAUCUAUUACCCUCAAAAUGAAACCAAGCAAAAAUUCACCGGCCACAACGCUCCCCAGAAAUUGGAUCCGCAGCGUCAAGAAUACAUUGGCUAUGUGCGCUCUCAAGCGGAUCAACACCACCAAGGCCCUUACCACCCACUCUCUGGAACAACGACAACCUUCAGACCGUUGGUUUACCAUAGCACUCUGGCCUCGCCAACUAGGCCAAGCGGAAAAUAUGUCCAAACUUUUCCUCACACCACCAAAUCUCCUGUGGAUGUUCCUUAUGUCGAGGCCAUUCCUCAAGCAACGGAUUCAAGGCCACUCCCCAAGCAAACAAGGCCGCAUCAUCUUCAGCAACAGCAACAACAACAACAACAACAGUCACCCUUCAACCGACAAAAAUUAAGACUUCAAAAAGAGUUGAUUGCUUUGCGGAAGCUUCAGUCUCUUUAUGGACAAGAACCUUCAGCGCCAUCUGCGGUUCAACGACCAUUUCAUACCCCGGCUGUCCUUCCCAUUGCUGUUCACGCCAGUCCGGAUUGGGCCGGUUUCAAGCAAUUGGCCACACAGGAUGCUCAUAAACUGAGAGAACCUGCCAAUACCAAGAACAACCCAUACAGUUAUAAGAUCCUUGGCAACGAAGUUCGAGACCAGAAACCACACUCAAAGCGAGGCAUUUCCCACACAUUUGCCAGAGGAGAUCAUUCUGGGAACUCCAUUCAAGACGAUCGAGAAUCCUUUGAUUACUAUGCCCCUCACUUAUCUGACUUAACUUUUGAGGAACCAGAAGAGUAUGUAGAAGACGACGAGCUACCAGACCAAUAUGAAACCGAGUCAAAGUUGAAGACUAAGCCGGUGUUUGACACGUUUGGCUAUUGGGUUCCAUCUCAAAGAAAUCCCUUUGAUGUAGUGGAAGGUUCCAAAGACAGGCUUCCAAAUUAAUGAGAUGGUCCACGUGGGCAUAUGUAAUUGAUGAACUUAUCUGUCUUAAUUACCUGGUUCUACUUUGAAUGUGUAAAAAACUCCACUUUUAGAUCAAUGAGCUCUAUUUUGGAACUCAUAUUUCAGUCGGGAAUUUGAUUAACAUUGCGUUUCGAAUUUAUCUCUUAGUGAAGGGUUUUCCAUAACAUUUUCAUAUCUUCGACUCCUUCAAAUAUUCUAUAAAUUUUCUCGAUGUUGUGAUAAAAUACACUGUUUAAUAUUUUUCA